GCUAAGACCCGCGCGCGGCCAGCUGAUCGAGACAGCGUGCCGAGCGAGAGGAGGCGUGUCGUCACGCGGAGUGGUGGGUGCACCCUGGCACCACACGCUGCAGCCCGCGGUCGGACAAUGCCAGCCGCGCGUAGACGCGAGAGAUUGGCCAGCCGGGAGACCGUGCUCCGGAGGACGUCGCGCAGCGGUUGAGUCCCACGCCCGUCCGCAUUCCGGAUCGUGUCGACGCGCCCGUCGGAUGUUGAGCCCUCGGACGUCGAACUCGCACGCUUGGGUCGCGCCAGAGAUGCUCGGACCGCGGCUCUCCGCUCCGGAAAUACGCUCGUAAAUCUCACUGCCCAGUCUGCCAGGACGUGCCCGUGUGUCCUGCGCGCAGCUACCUUUGCUUUCAGGGAGAGAUCAUGUCGUACUCCAUCAACCGAAGACCCCUACUGGGAGGUGCGUCCGACAGCGAGUUCGAGGACGACUUGGAGACCGAGGUGGACGAUCCUAGCGUGACCAGUCCCGACGAGAAGCCAUUUUUCAAACCGCACGAUCCACAUGACAAAUACAAUCUUGCAUACGUUGUGUUUUACCUGCUUGGAAUAAAUACGCUAAUUCCAUGGAGUUUUUUCAUCACUGCUGACGACUACUGGAUGUACAAAUUUAGAGAAAUUCAUGGUAACUCGACGACAAAUCUUACUCAUACGUAUGCAGAACUGCUUGAGGAGAAGACGGAUCUCCAAGCUAGUUUUACUUCUUAUUUAAGUGUAGCCAGUGCAUUGCCAAAUACUCUGUUUUUAAUAAUAAAUGCAUUUAUUAGCAAGAGAGUGUCUCUAACUGUAAGAAUGGUGGGUUCCCAACUUACAAUAUUGCUGCUCUUCAUCUUGACAACAGUAUUUGUCGAAAUGGACACUGACAAAUGGCAAAAUACGUUCCUAAUAAUCACCUUGACGACAGUUGCGCUCGUAAAUGCUGCGAGCGCGAUCUUCGGCGGCAGUUUAAUGGGCAUAGUGGGCAAGUUUUCGCCCAAGUACAUAACCGCGAUGUCCGGCGGACAAGCCCUCGGCGGGAUAUUCACGGCCCUCGCGGAAAUAUGCUCCCUGUGGAUCGGCGCCAGUCCGAUGCUCUCCGGCUUGGUGUACUUCAUUAUUGGCGACACUAUGCUGUUGUUAUCGCUGGUCGCGUAUGUUCUCUUGGAGAGAGCGCCAUUCUUCAAGCAUCACAUGAUAGAAAAAGAAGUACCUGAUUGUUCGGAAUCUGAUUAUUCCAUAAACGGGGAAGUCAGCUUCUCGGCAAAUCCGAAAGUGGCCUACACGCGGAUUAUAAAGAGGAUCUGGCAUUACGGCGUUAGCAUAUUCCUAGUAUUUUUCAUAUCGCUGGCUGUGUAUCCGGCAGUCACCGUACUAGUGGAGAGCGAACACAAAGGCAAAGGCCAUGCGUGGAACGAUAUAUACUUUGUACCUGUGGUUACAUACCUCAUCUUCAGUACAGGCGAUUACGUAGGAAGACUAUUAUGUGGUAUUUUUCAAUGGCCGAGAAGCAAGCCAUGGCUUGUAAUGUUCAUGAGCGUCGCGAGAGGUAUUUUCAUACCUGUGUUUAUGUUUUGCAAUGCACAACCGAGGCAUCAUCUACCCGUUUACAUUCACGGUGAUAUAUACUACAUCUUGAUAACCAUUAUAUUCGCCGUGACCAAUGGCUAUCUGUGUAAUCUAACGUUUAUUCUCGCGCCUACAGUCGUAGACAGCCAGGAAAGAGAAGUUGCGUCCGCAAUGAUGGGUGCUUUCUUGGGUAUAGGACUAGCAUCUGGCGCCGCGCUCAGUUUAUACAUGGUGAAGGCUCUUUAAUGCUCGGCUAUCUUUAACUAAAGGCGAAUGUAAAAUACAUGAUCUCACUGCCCUUUGUACAUUAGAAAAUAGGAGUAUUUUAAGAUUACGAGCUUUUUAGAUAUAAUGACAUUAGUGUAAGUCGGUUGUUGUCGGUCGCAAUCUCGAUGAAACGUCGCUGUUGGUUCACGAGAAUUCUCAGCGCAUCUUUCUCCGCUGUUUUAUCGAAAAUCCGAAUGAAUCUACAGUAAGUGUAAUUUUUAUGACUAGUUGUUAAAUUAUGACCCCUAGAAUUGCAUUGUGCAAUUUUACUUGUACAGACAAGACGUAAUAAUUGACGAGACGUGUCAAAUUAUUUAAAUAUAAGCGACAUUGACGCUAUGGGUAAAAUUCAUUCCUAGAGAUUUAUAUAUAAUUUAUAAUGCAUUUAUUAUAUGUAUAUAUACAGUAUGUAUAUAUACAGUAUAUACACAUACAUGUAUAUGUGUAUAUCCUUAAAUUAAAAUAAUUGAAAUGUAUGUACAGUAUAACUACAGAUAUUACCUGUACAUCAAAGAAACAAAGACAUAGGUAUUUAAGAUUUACUGUAUAUUGUAAAUUAUGUACAUUUACUCUACGUCAGACAUAGCAUCUGCAAUUUAAAGAAAUAUAGAUAGUAAUUAAUAGGAGAAAUAGAAAAGCUAUACAAUGAGUACAUUAGAUACAAUAGUAGCCUGGUUACACAUAGAGAUGUAAACAAUUUUAUGUAUAUUAAUAAAUCAAAUGCUUCAUUGCA
This is a messenger RNA of Vollenhovia emeryi, 2580 nucleotides long. RefSeq names its product equilibrative nucleoside transporter 1 (gene Ent1). Gene Ontology annotation, cellular component: plasma membrane. The transcript is spliced from 11 exons. Lineage: Eukaryota; Metazoa; Arthropoda; Insecta; Hymenoptera; Formicidae. Gene Ontology annotation, molecular function: nucleoside transmembrane transporter activity. Gene Ontology annotation, biological process: nucleoside transmembrane transport. Bases 402 to 1826 code for a protein of 474 amino acids. The record is from RefSeq and is a predicted model, not a curated record.